CGACGACGACGACGACGACAGCACCAACAACAGCACCAAGCCGCGAACGUUUGUUUGCUUUGACGAGUAUCAAAGUCCACGUACAUGUAUACGUAUGCACGUAAGUGUAAGAAGUUGCGGAGCCACUUAAAUCCCACCGAAAAAACGCAUCGGUCCGCAUGUGCGGAGGAUCUUCUCCGAUCGUGCGAGACGCGUCUUGGCCGUUCUAUCGACGUGUAUAUUGUUUCAACCACGACAAAAUAUCGCGUCCUCUCGGAAGGGCUUCUCGAAUUUCGUAGGAGAAAGAGUCGUAAACUCGACGAAGAUGUCGCGAGACGAGAGCCGACGCUAAAGUAUCACUUGCGAUAUGUAUUGUAACUCCGCGUAAAAAAGAGAAAAAAAAAAGAUACGAGAAGAAAAGAAAUGUAAUCAAAUUCUGUAGCAAAAAGGAAUAGAACGCUGAAUGAAAGAUACGAACAAAAGUGAUUGCAUUACGAAAUAUUUCCGUAGACUCGCUCGUAUGGAAAAUAAAGAGAAUGAAAUAAUAAGUAAAUCCGUUUAACUCGACGACCUUUUUCGAAAUGCCGCGGAGAAGCGAAGAUCGGUCUCUUAUAUAGCAACGGGAAGAAUCGAUCCCGUCGAUUCGCAAAUUAAAUUGGAUAACCGAGAGAUUUGCCCUUUGCUUUCGAAUCGAGUAACGCGUUUCAUUUAUCGCGCCGUAUGGGGUGCGACGAAUGCGGGCGUUGGAUCGACGAGGAUCCAUUUCAUCGAGUUUCUAAGAAAUCUGAAAACAGAUAUAUUCGCGUCGUUACAUCGCAACGUUCUAUAAACGAUAUUGAAAUUAUUUUGUGGGUCGGUUAAAACGAUACAAUCGGAAAUAAUUAAACGCGAAUUCAAAUUCGAUAAUUCUAAAUCAAUAAAAAUUCUUCCUGAGAGUACAACAGAUAUAUGCAGCAAUAACGAGUACCUAGAACACGGAAGUGAGAGUGAAACGUGGGUAGGAGAGAGCUCAAAGGCGAGAAGGAAAGAGAAACGAAUUCUCAUUGCGUAUGGAAGAGCGUAACUUUUGAUUCAAAUGGAGAGUAAUCGCCACGACGCUCACCGAGAUUACCCUCGUGGGAUUGUUCGAUAUUCUCUCUCUUUAUCUCUCUUAGCACAUUAUUUCUCCGAGAAGAUCGAGGAGGACGUAGAGGGUGAGGGCGAGGGCGAUACCGUGACAACGCCCUGUGAUAUCUCGGGUCGACCCUAUAAAACCUCAGGAUCGCUGCCGUAUCGGCACCAAUUCGUUCCGAGAGCGUCUCGAGGAAACUUGGGCAAGGAACAACGUCCAACGCGGGAGGAAGAGAUGAUCGAAUUCGUUGGUAAAUUUUCCUGGACGUCGAGGACCUUCUCUUAUUCCUGCCUUCUCCUAUUUUUCUUCUUCUUGACGUCCCGUACGACCGCGGAAUAUGAUUCGAGAGACGUAGCGAGCAUGUCGAACGAACGAACGCAGGACAACGAUUUUCGUUCGUGUACCGGAGGGAAGUGCAUAAAGAGGACUACGCAAGAGAUGAGCAGCGGGAUGUGGUUUGGACCGCGACUUGGAAAACGUCGAAAGUUCGAGGGUAGAACGGACAUGAACGCCGACUUGGAGACCGUCGGUAAUGCUUUCGACGGUUCAGGUUGGACCAUCGUCGCUUUACCAGGCGAGAAGGGACGGACGACUAAUCGAGUCAAGCUCGACCAAGAAGGAGACUACGACGCAGACGAACUUCCUCCCAAGUUUUUACUUUCGAAGGACUCGGAGAACGCACGAGACGAGGACGGAACGUUCUCGAGCGAACCAUUUUCUUUGGCGAUCAGUCGUGGUAAUCGUAGAAUCCCUAUGACGAUUUCAUCGCGAUUUGCCCAUCGAUCGCGCGUCCCGACGUUUUAGGGAAGAAACAAAGAAUGGAAGAUACCAGGCCAUAGUAACUAAAACUUAUACAGAACUUAUACAGAAAGAGAUUCAAUUAAGCAACGUCUUACUGGAACCACAUAAGAAAUAAAGUAUUCACGUUUGUUUGCAAUCCUCCAUUUAUUUCAUUUUGAUCCUAUCUCUCGAAGACGUCAAAAAAUAAUCACAUCGAAACGCGAUAUUUAUGUUCGCGUAGCAUAGAUAAUAAAAAAAAGGGGGCGUGUAUUAUUGCUCGAAGAUAUUAUUGGUAGGAAAAGAAGGAAGGAAGGAAGGAAGGAAGGAAGGAAAGAAAGAAAGAAAGAAGGAGGAGGAUGGAGCACGGUGCAUUUAGGGGUAAUUCCUCGAGCAGCGCUCCGUACCGAUGGGCCAUGUGGUAACGUUAGAUACAGCUCGUAAUCAUAAAACACGAAAACACCGGGAACGGAUAGGAGAUACGGAGUUAACCCAUUACCUCGAUUUAUUUCGACGACGAAUAAAAGCAACGAAUCCAGUUAACAUCUACGAAUGUAAACUUGCGAGCGAAAACGAUCGGUAAAAAACAAAAUUUUCCGUCUACGAGAUACAUAAAAGAGACCUUCUCUUUAUCCGAUCCAAUCGAACCGAUUCAAUGCGAAAUGACAAUUGAGUAAUUCGUCCAUCCUAA
This is a messenger RNA of Vespula pensylvanica (western yellowjacket), 2558 nucleotides long. It is a transcript of the gene Pban, whose product is annotated as PBAN-type neuropeptides-like. Gene Ontology annotation, biological process: neuropeptide signaling pathway. Gene Ontology annotation, molecular function: neuropeptide hormone activity. NCBI's taxonomy places the organism in Eukaryota, Metazoa, Arthropoda, Insecta, Hymenoptera, Vespidae. Bases 1055 to 1894 code for a protein of 279 amino acids. The record is from RefSeq and is a predicted model, not a curated record. The transcript has 3 exons.